Anolis carolinensis (green anole) is the source of this 841-nucleotide messenger RNA. RefSeq names its product S100 calcium binding protein A16 (gene s100a16). Lineage: Eukaryota; Metazoa; Chordata; Lepidosauria; Squamata; Anolidae. Bases 363 to 692 code for a protein of 109 amino acids. The record is from RefSeq and is a predicted model, not a curated record. The transcript is spliced from 3 exons. Gene Ontology annotation, molecular function: calcium ion binding; calcium-dependent protein binding. Gene Ontology annotation, cellular component: perinuclear region of cytoplasm; nucleus.
AAUUGUGGGCACUGGGGCCUCAUUGUCCGUAAUGACAGGUCCGUCCGGCGGAGAGAAGCCAGAAGGAUCCAGGGCGGGACCGGGAAACAGCCAGUGGGAUCUGCCUUCUUGUGCAAGAACCAGGAUCGGAAUAAACAGCCAGGCGAAAAGUCCGACCACCUCCCGGCUCCGUCCUUGUUGUUGUCGCGCCUUGUUUUGUCUUGUUUUCCCUGGGAUUUACAGUCCGCCCCGGAAGGAACCAGCCAGCCGUAUUUGCAACCUUUGGGAGAAUUUCUUUCCAAGGAUCAGGAGAAGCCAAAGGAGAGACCAAAGGCAGUCUGAAGGGCGGGGCCAAAGGUGGGGUCAAGGGGGGCCCGGGCGGCAUGGCCUGCGACCCCUCGGAGCUGGAGUGGGCCAUCCAGACCCUGGUCAAGAACUACGAGCGCUACGCCAGCCGGGGCUGCUGCUGCUGCUGCAAGAGGAGGCAGGGCAUCACCAAGAAGAGCUUCCGCAAGAUGCUCAACCACGAGCUCAACCACAUGCUCACCGACACCAAGAACAAGCAGGCGGCGGACAAGCUGAUCUGCGACCUGGACGAGAACCAGGACGGGCGGAUCAGCUUCCACGAAUACUGGAACCUGAUUGGCGGGAUCGCCAGCCCCAUCGCCUGCCUGAUCCGCCAGCAAGAGGAGAGCAUCAAGUUCACCAAGUAGGAAGAGGUCCGGCCGCAGUUCCUCGGGCCGUUUCUGUGUCUUUCACGGCUAACCGUCCACCGUCACCAACGAUUUGCAUCUGAUUUCGCCUUGCUCCAGCUGUUGCCACUUUGCAAAUAUUGUAAUAAAGUUUGGAAUCUGAUGGCAAA